Molecule: messenger RNA, 945 nt
Organism: Rotaria sp. Silwood2
Lineage: Eukaryota; Metazoa; Rotifera; Eurotatoria; Philodinida; Philodinidae
Source: the annotation of a GenBank genome assembly
AUGAGUAUUUGGCUUCUGUUUCUAUCGAUUUAUUCAAUUGGUAUUCAUGCAAGUCAUUUCAAUGGUGGUACUAUUACAUGGGCCCCUAUUGAUCCUAAUACUAAUUCAUCUUCAGUCGACAUAACUAUUACACAAAGUUAUUCAUGGAGUUAUCCUACUGUAACUUGUACAACAGAUGUUCCAGUUUCAAGUAGUAAACCUGGUGGAAAUCUUACAUGUGUUGCUAAUUGUACACCAGAUUGUUUUUUUCUGCCUAUAACUCAUUGCUCAAUUCCAUCCAAAGUCGAUUCUAUUCAAGCAGUUAAAAUCGAUGCUAAUAUGGGUCAAUGGAUUAGACCUAUUUUUCCACCUAUAUUUCAAAAUCGAACAUUAAAUUGGUAUCGCGCACAAUUAUUGUUUUAUUUAAUGCGAUAUAACUCUGAAACGUUAGCUCACGUACAGAAAACUAUAGCACAAUCUUUUAAACCACCUUCAAUUGAUCUUCAUCAUCCAUAUAUUGCUGUAUAUGUACGUCGAUCGGAUAAAGUUGAAACUAAGGAAAUGUCUCAAGCAUAUACACUUAAACAAUAUUUUGAUUUAUUUGAUGCUGAUGCUAGACGAGCGAAUAUAAGAACAGUUUAUAUUAAUUCCGAAGAUGAAAAAGUAUUCAAUGAAUUUGCUCAAAUCAAUAAAGAAAAACAAGGCUAUUAUAAAUUAUUAAACAUAACAGUACAAAGAAAUGUUGUUUUUGGAUUAUUAAUUGCUAUGGAUAAGGAGCAACGUGGAAAAAUUAUAUUAGAGUUUCUUAGUGAUUUAUUCAUUGAAGCUAAUGCAGACUUACAUGCUGGUACAUUAUCAUCAAAUUGGUGCCGAUUGGUUGAUGAAAUGCGACUUGCACUUGGAAAAACAAUACAUUUUUAUACACCUGAAAAUAGAUUUGUCAUAGAUAAGCGACGGCGAAAGUGA